Oryza brachyantha (malo sina) is the source of this 2221-nucleotide messenger RNA. RefSeq names its product cyclic nucleotide-gated ion channel 4-like. Gene Ontology annotation, molecular function: monoatomic ion channel activity. Lineage: Eukaryota; Viridiplantae; Streptophyta; Magnoliopsida; Poales; Poaceae. The transcript is spliced from 7 exons. Bases 103 to 2106 code for a protein of 667 amino acids. The record is from RefSeq and is a predicted model, not a curated record. Gene Ontology annotation, biological process: monoatomic ion transport; transmembrane transport. Gene Ontology annotation, cellular component: membrane.
CUUCUCCCCAGGGACUCCACAGCGGCGGCGGACGCUGUGCUCUGUGUUUCACGGCCUCAACAGUUUUUGCGCGGGUGCCUGGUGGUGGUGGCACCAUCGAUCAUGUCGAUCGAGCACUCGGCGGCGGCGUCGUCCUCCGCCGCCUCGUCCACCCAUGGUGUCGUGCAGAGGUUCUGGCAGCUGGAGCAGGAGAGGAAGCCACCGCUGCCGCCAAAGCGUGGCGGCGGCAAGCGCCGCGUGUGGGCGUGGGAGGCGCGGCGGGCGCGGUGGUGGGCGCGGGAGUGGGACCGGGCGUACCUCCUCGCCUGCGCGGCGGGACUCAUGGUCGACCCGCUCUUCCUGUACGCCGUCUCCGUCAGCGGGCCGCUCAUGUGCGUCUUCCUCGACGGGUGGUUCGCCGCCGCGGUCACCGUGCUCCGGUGCAUGGUGGACGUCAUGCACGCCUGGAACUUGCUGCUGCGACUCCGGACGGCGGUGCGGCCGGAGGACGACGGCGCCGGCGAGGAGGAGGCGCAGCGGAGAGCUGACGACGGCAAUGGCGGCGCGGCGCCGGCUCAGGUGGCGAGGCCGGUGUCCAAGAAAGGACUCGUUCUGGACUUGUUCGUCAUCCUUCCCCUAAUGCAGGUGAUCAUGUGGGUGACAGCGCCGGCGAUGAUACGGGCCGGAUCAACGACGGCAGUGAUGACGAUGCUCCUGGUGUCAUUCCUGUUCGAGUACCUGCCCAAGAUCUAUCACGCCAUCCGCUUCCUGCGCAGGAUGCAAAACGCCUCCGGCUACGUGUUCGGCACCAUCUGGUGGGGCAUCGCGCUCAACCUGAUGGCCUACUUCGUCGCCGCUCACGCGGUGGGCGCGUGCUGGUACCUGCUCGGGGCGCAGCGGGCAACCAAGUGCCUCAAGGAGCAGUGCGCGCAGGCCGGGAGCCGGUGCGCGCCCGGCGCGCUGGCGUGCGCGGCGCCGCUCUACUACGGUGGCGCCGUGGGCGGUGGCGUGGGCGCGGACAGGCUCUCCUGGGCCCGCGACGACACCGCCAGGGGCACGUGCCUCGACAGCGGCGACAACUACCAGUACGGGGCGUACAAGUGGACCGUCAUGCUCGUGGCCAACCCGAGCAGGCUUGAGAAGAUCCUGCUCCCCAUCUUCUGGGGCCUCAUGACUCUCAGUACCUUCGGGAACUUGGCGAGCACAACGGAGUGGCUUGAGAUAGUGUUCAACAUCAUCACCAUCACCGGGGGGCUAAUACUCGUGACGAUGCUCAUAGGGAAUAUCAAGGUGUUCCUGAACGCGACGACGUCGAGGAAGCAGGCGAUGCAGGCGAGACUGCGGGGCUUGGAGUGGUGGAUGAAGCGCAAGAAGCUGCCGCAGAGCUUCCGGCACCGGGCGCGGCAGCACGAGCGGCAGCGGUGGGCGGCCACGCGCGGCGUCGACGAGUGCCGCAUCGUCCGCGACCUGCCAGAGGGUCUCCGCCGCGACAUCAAGUACCACCUCUGCCUCGACCUCGUCCGUCAGGUGCCACUGUUCCAACACAUGGACGAUCUGGUGCUCGAGAACAUCUGUGACAAGGUCAAGUCCCUCGUGUUCCCCAAAGGAGAAGUUAUUGUGAGAGAGGGUGACCCGGUGCAGAGGAUGCUGUUCAUAGUUCGAGGCCACCUGCAGAGCAGCCAAGUGCUGAGGAACGGCGCGACGAGCUGCUGCACGCUGGGGCCGGGCAACUUCAGCGGGGACGAGCUGCUGUCGUGGUGCAUGCGGCGGCCGUUCCUGGAGCGGCUGCCGGCGUCGUCGUCGACGCUGGUGACGAUGGAGAGCACGGAGGGGUUCGGGCUGGAGGCCGCCGACGUCAAGUAUGUGACGCAGCACUUUCGCCACACCUUCACCAACGACAAGGUGCGGCGCAGCGCGCGAUACUACUCGCACGGGUGGCGCACGUGGGCGGCCGUCGCCGUGCAGCUCGCGUGGCGGCGGUACAAGCACCGCAAGACGCUCGCGUCGCUCUCCUUCAUCCGCCCGCGCCGCCCGCUGUCGCGGUGCUCGUCGCUCGGCGAGGAGAAACUCCGGCUCUACACCGCCAUCCUCACCUCGCCCAAGCCGAACCAGGACGACUUGAUGUGACACUUACGUUUUCAUGAGCUCCGUGGAUUGACGUUUUCUUGAUUAUACUACUAUGUUCUGUAUCACUCAAUUUGAGACGAUCUCUAGAAUGGAAUGGAUUGGCCAACUGUCUACA